AUGUCCGUUCAAUUUGACACAUCCGCUCCCGAGAUAUUUGGCGAUUUUGUUCGAAACAGUGGCUGGGUCCAAAAGAUUGCAAGUUGCCCACAAGAGGUCGAACCGGAACGAGACCCAGAGGCUCGGCGCCAGGACCUGGAGGGCGCUUCAGAUGACGAGAUUGAACACGACGAGCAGGAGUGGGUCCAAAACAACUUGGCGCCGUCGCUACGCUACAUCACAAAGAACGACCAGCCCUUGCAUGUCGACAUUCGCACGGAGAUGAUCGCGAAGUUCAAGCUCCCCUUCAAGUCCGGAGACGUACUUAUGGAUCGGGCAGAUGGCGAGCAGAUGACGUGCAUUGGCGUGGCCAGACUACCCGGUGCCGGCAUCAGCCGUGCCAUGCACCAGCAUUUGGGAAGGUUUAAGUGCAUUGGCAAUGAGCCAGUCCGGGACCUGCUGCCGCCGGAGGACCCCUCUGGCUGGGACUUGGAAACCCAUAGAGGCAUCCUCGCGAGCCUCGCGGGGCAGAUGUGCUUGGACUUUGCCUUCCCACGCGGUAGGAACCAGGCCAAACUGGAUCUCUUUGACGUGCGGGAAGAGGUGGUGCAGCGGGUCACCGGCGGUUGGGUCCCAGGAACUGUGCUGACACUCUCGGACAAGCCGCUGGUGCGUUUCACUCUCGUGGGCCUGGCCCCUGACGACGAGGGUGCGCCCAAAGUCUGGUGGUACAUGGAAGAGGAGCAUAAGGCUGACCGCGGCGCUGGCAUUCUGAGUGGAUGGGAGGCGGUGCGGAGCCGCCUGCGAGACACCGGGGAACGCGUUGACCUGAAGGCUGACCGAGGCGCUGGGAUUCUGAGCGGAUGGGAGACGUUGCACCUGCGAGACUCCGGGGUGCGCGUCGAUCUGAAGGUGCUGUCAGAGCGUCUACAAGCUGGAGAUGUGGCUCCACGUCGGCCGCUGCAGCAGACGCAGCUCGAGAAGCUGCUCAGCGAGCAAGUAGCGGACGUGGACCUGGCUUACGUGGUCCGGUGCACGGAGAAUUGGUCGGACGGCCAGAUGAUUGGGGAGGGAGCAUAUGGCAAAGUCUACAAGGGCGUGGACAAGGACGGUACUGAAGCUGCACACUUUGCAGUGAAGCGGCAGCGGUGCCCGGACGACAUCGCGGCUCGCCACCGUUUGGAGCGAAUGCGCCGGGCCGAGAUCGACACGCUGACACACGUCACUCACCCGAACAUCAUCCGCCUCCUCGGCUACAGCAGUGGCGACGAGGACACGGUGCUGAUCUACGAGUUUGGUCAGCAGGGAAGCUUGGAGAGGACGCUGCGGGAAGACGAGCUUGCUGCGCAGCUGGGUUGGGCCUGGCGCGUCCGGAUUGCACGUGGAAUCGUGGCGGGAGUUCAGCACCUGCACGAACAGCAGUUCUAUCAUCGAGACGUCCAGCCCGCCCACGUCGUCCUCAUGGAAGACUUCACGCCCAAGCUCACUGCCUUCGGGUUGUCAAGACCCUUCCGAGAGAUGGACUGCGCAAACGAGGUCCCAAAGGGGACGCCUGGGUUCAUGUGCCGGCACUACAUAACCACCCGCAAGUUCGACCAGAAGAGCGAGGUCUACUCCGUCGGGGUCACUGUCCUUCAGAUCGUCACGGGUGUGACUGACACGGUGUCGAACACACUGCUGGACCUCUUGGAUAUUGUUGACAUUGACCCGGCUCAGGGCCGGACGUCCGUUUGUGAGGCCUACGACUCACGCGCAGACUUUGACGAAAGCUUGCAACCCAUGGUGGAGGCUUUGUCCGACAUGGCAGCGUUGGCCCACAAGUCUGAUCGUAACUAG
Symbiodinium natans is the source of this 1815-nucleotide messenger RNA. Lineage: Eukaryota; Dinophyceae; Suessiales; Symbiodiniaceae. The record is from the annotation of a GenBank genome assembly.